Archocentrus centrarchus (flier cichlid) is the source of this 1871-nucleotide messenger RNA. It is a transcript of the gene c19h10orf88, whose product is annotated as chromosome 19 C10orf88 homolog. Bases 302 to 1597 code for a protein of 431 amino acids. The transcript is spliced from 9 exons. The record is from RefSeq and is a predicted model, not a curated record. Lineage: Eukaryota; Metazoa; Chordata; Actinopteri; Cichliformes; Cichlidae.
GUCCCGACAGUCCACGCUGUAGCCUCUCUGUAUAAGCCUCCGCAGCCGCCUCCUGCAGCCGGACCGAGCUGCCGCGGCCACGCUGGACAUCGUGUCUCCGUAACACUCAGUGAAGUCCAUGCUCCGCUGUGUCACUGUUUAACGACCAAAGCUCAGCAAGACUUAACAGACAAAACACAACUUCAGAAGUACUGUGAAUGACUUCAUACAGCAUCACAUCUGCAGUUUCACGGAUCCAGAUGUUUUUAACUGAAAUUAAAAAGCUUAUUGCCUCAAAGGCUAUACAGCAAGUGGCAGCAUUAUGGUGGACAUCGCUGUGAAAAGUGACGCUGCUUGGGUGUGUCAUGCUCAGGGCCGCCACCUGACUGACAUUGUGCUUCCUGUCCACAUCAAUAACACGGUCAAAGAGGAAGAUGAAGUCAGUGAGCUGGACAGAGAAGAAACUCACUGUGGUGAUCCAGUGCUGCUAGAGCAGAUGGAGGAAGGGUCUCCUUGUGUCCUGAAGCUUCACUGCAACCCCAGCUUGCCUGCUGCCAUCAGCCGCCUGCUUGUUAUAAGUGAGGCUCGAACCAUGGAGGCAUACAGCUCGACUGGAGAAUACUGUGGGACAGUACGGGGGUUGAGGGAUGACCGCAUCCAGCUAGACAGUGCUGACAGAGGGCCUUUCUAUAAGAAACAGCUGAUCCUUGAGCAGCCAUCCUCUGCCUGUGAAGUGAAGUUGCUCUCCCUGGCAGGUAGAAGCAGUGUUAUGGUGGCCAAAGUAAUCGUGGGUCUUCAGUCACUGCAGUCCUGCCCAGCCCAAAACUCUGGCAUAGACAUGCAGCGGGUGCAGUGUCUGGUGGAGGAGAUGGGAACAAGCCUGUCACCAGGAGCCCAGAACCUCAUGGAAAUGGUGCAGUUCCAGCAAAAGAAUCAGACCGGCUCUCUGGCUGGUUUCCUGCCUCUCCUGAUGGGCAGUGGAGCAUUCUCUGCCUUGGGGAGAGGAGUCAGCAUGUCUCCAGCAGCCGGCAGCAUUCAGCCCCAAACUGCAGACUUUAAGCCUCCAGAUAGCUUCAUGAGGCCUUCAGACGAAGAUGAACAAACCCAGAACAGCAUGAUGUCAGAGGGCUCCACCCCCUCCUCUGCAGACCUGCCACUGUCCAGUGUCAGCACUGAUAACACAACGAGUCCCAGUGAGAACGGGGGCCCAAUGAGCCACACUCAGCUGACAGAGAUGCUGUCACACUUCCUGAAGGGCCAAGAAUUCAACCAGGGGUUCAGCUCUGGCCCCAAGUUUCUGCCUAUGCUCCAGAGUGUCUGCGGUCAGGUGACCCAGCUGAGACUGGACGAUGCUGCUGCAGCAGAGAAGGAGAAGAUGAUGAGAAAUGGCACCUGGGAGUUGGAUUCAGCCAUGGAGCGCCGGCUGGAGGAGAUGGAAAAAAGGCUGAAGGAGCACAUGGACCGCCGCUUGGACGCUCUGGAGCAGAAGCUUGAGAAGGCCCUGCUGAGUGCUUUGCCACUGGUCGCCCUUAACCACGGAGCUAUAAGCAACACGGGGGGAGGAGCAGCAGAUACCGGACCGGUGGAGCAAAUUGCCCCAACACCAGCUAUGAAUUGAGUCCAAAAGCACUAAAACACUAACAUUUAACCAGGAGGCCUUAAUUCUCUUCUUCGUUGACCUCAAACCAGACCUGAGUGUCAGAUGGAAGCAGGCCGGGACAGAGACACAGAGACAGAGCAAUAAAACAAAAAGGCUGAAAUGGGAAGUUAAAAAGAACCAGAAGUAUUGCUGUAAGAUGGUAAACCAUCACCAACAAUGAGUUCGGUUUCUGUAGAUAUUUUCCUGUAUAAAAAAAAAAAGAAAAGUAAGUAAAUGUCUCAUCAGGUUGUGA